CUAAAGUAAGAUGUCUGCGCCCUGAACGCAUGCGUAAACAAAUAUGGAACGUGAAAUAACCUUCCACGAAUAAUUGCGCUUCCAUAAAAUAACAUAUAAUUUGAGCACACUGACAUAUCUAUGAAGAUGGCUUUACGUAUGUGCGAGUCUAUUUUACGAAGGUCUUUGCGGUUUCCUAGCUUGUCGGUGACUUUGGAAAAUGCGUCACCACGACUACGAACAGUUCUUCAUGCCGGAGGAGUCGUGGGACGCGGCUUGCACGCCUCUUCGGCCGCUUGGGUGUCGUCCAGGGAGCUUCUGGACGGGCUACUGAAGGGCAGAGCCUUGCUCCCCGAUGGCGCUCCGGGUCAUUGCCCAGCCGCUCUUCCGCCGGACAGAGUUGAUCAGUUUUCGCUGCUACUGAAGGAGCCAGAUCAGCCAGAAAGUCCGAAGUGUCUAAAGGUGGCUAUAAUUGGCGCUCCAAACGCGGGGAAGUCAACACUAACGAACCAACUUCUUGGCAGGAAGGUGUUUCCAGUCUCCAAGAAAGUGCAUACAACAAGAUCGAGUGCACUGGGAGUAAUCACAGAUGAUGAUACUCAAAUUAUUCUCCUAGAUACCCCUGGUCUUACUACACCUUCCAAAGUUAAAAGACAUCAGCUGGAAAGGUCUCUUCUUGUGGAUCCACUGAAGUCAUUGAAAGAGGCUGAUCUGGUGGUCGUGAUGGUGGACGUCUCUGACAGGUGGACCCACAACAGGCUUGACUUUGAGGUGCUGAAGUGUCUGGCCCUGUGUCCGCAUAUUCCUGCCAUGCUCGUCCUCAAUAAGGUGGACCUCCUGAAGAACAAAACUCUGUUGCUGGACCUCACAACCAAGCUGACCGAGGGCGUUGUGAACGGGAAGCGGGUGCACGGCACCCCUAGGCCGUCUCAGAAAGAGGUGGCAGAAUUCCCGGCUGCGGCAGAGCCGCAGACCAAGAGUACCCUGAGCAGGGAGCAGCUGAGGGCUCUGAAGGACUGUAAAGGUUGGCCCCACUUCAGGGAUGUCUUCAUGCUGUCUGCCACAGAUGGCGAGGACGUGGAGCCACUGCGGAGAUAUUUGCUGGUGAGCGCGAAACCAGGCCCUUGGCAGUACCACAGCGAGGUGCUUACAGACCAGAACCCCGAGGACGUGUGCACCAACAUGGUGCGCGAGAAGCUUCUGGAAUACCUCCCUCAGGAGGUGCCCUACACCGUGACUCAGCAUAUUGAGCUCUGGAGGGAGACAGAGGAUGGAAUGUUGGAAAUCUGCAUCAAGCUCCAUGUGAAGAAGGACAGCCAUAAGAAAAUGGCGAUCGGCCCCGGCGGCAUGCUGGUGACUCGGCUCGCCCGGGAGGUUUCGGAGGACCUCAUGAACGCCUUUCAGCGCGAAGUGCGGCUGAGGAUCUCCAUCAGCCUGAAGAGGUGAAGCGGGUCUGCUCGGGGCGCCCGGAAAAUGGACUUCCGGACCCGCCGCCCACGGACGGCCGCGGCCGCUUCCCAGACUUCCCCUACCAGGACCUCAGCAUAAAAACAAAUUCCACCCUCCAGGGUGCAUUUGCAGAUGGACCUGCCCUCUUCACCAGUGUUUUGAGGCUGUUCGAGGCUUCUGUUUUGACGUGCGGCAUUCACACACACUAGCCGGCUCUUAUCUGUGUGCAGCACGCCGAUUUGGGGUAGAUCCUCCACUCUGGGCAUGAGCUGCUUUUUUUUUUUUGCUUUUUUUUUUUUUUUCUCUCCCCUUUUCCGAGUUUUCUCGAGUUCUCUUCAUCCCGUGUCCCUGCACGACCAUUAGUGAAGCCGUUGUUCAGCUAUUGUCCCCAUUCUAGCAGUGGGGAUACAUCAUGAUUUAAGUUCACACUGUCACAGAGCUGAACAAGAUGCAGGCCAACUGAUGAGGUUCAUAUAGAGUUUACUGUUAUUUUUGGGUGGGGGGGGCAGUUAUCUACAGAACCCAGAGUUGCUCGUGUUUGCAGACAGUAACCUCUCUGUAGAUCGCAGGCAGUUAUUGUCAUCAUUUGUCCAUAUUAUUUGUUGUAAUAGAGUUAGUUGGUGUACUGGUACACUCUUUCUGUGUUUUAAAACACUUCCCAGUCCAGGCUGUACAAUAUCUCUCUCUCUUUCUCUCUCCUCUCUCUCUCUCUUCAAGUUUUAAUUUAGCUUUAUUGGAAUGACAAUUAUAUUGCAUUGCUAAAUCUUACUUUCUAUCUCUGACAGACAGACAAACACACACGCACACUAGCACAACAGCCCCCUGACACCCACACCUACCCACCCUCGCGCUCUGCCUUUGAGAGCUGCUGAAGCUUAACUAAAAGUACAGCCCCAGAGGGCUGGAUUACCCUUCUAACAGAACACAAAAUGGAGCAGUAACCUUCCACUAAAACGGGCACAAGAUGGCGAUGCGUUUGUUCUUGUGCCCUCCGCCGUCCAUCAAGCGUGGCUGGCAGCGGCUCCUUAUCCAGGCCGUGGUGAUGAAUUGCGGACUCGUGGCUCAGCCAGCCCGAAGCAAGAUGUCCGUCCGUCUCCACGCCCUCCCACCUUUUUUGCUGUGUCACUUGUAUGUUCAGUGAGGUCACACAAUUUUAGACCAACCGUUCGAGCCGAAAACCCCCACAUUCUUUAGUCUGUAUGUUGUAUGCAAAUGAAAUUGUUGACUCAGGGUUACUCAUUCAGGUGCGUUUAUUGAGUAACUGCACAUAUACACAAACUGUCUGCAUCUUCCCUUACAGAGGGACUUGUAAUAAACAUUUGAAAAGAGCACA
Molecule: messenger RNA, 2761 nt
Organism: Electrophorus electricus (electric eel)
Lineage: Eukaryota; Metazoa; Chordata; Actinopteri; Gymnotiformes; Gymnotidae
Gene: eral1
Product: Era-like 12S mitochondrial rRNA chaperone 1
Biological process (GO): ribosomal small subunit assembly
Cellular component (GO): mitochondrial matrix
Molecular function (GO): ribosomal small subunit binding; rRNA binding; GTP binding
Source: RefSeq, a predicted model, not a curated record